Messenger RNA from Rhinopithecus roxellana (golden snub-nosed monkey), 657 nucleotides. RefSeq lists its product as uncharacterized. NCBI's taxonomy places the organism in Eukaryota, Metazoa, Chordata, Mammalia, Primates, Cercopithecidae. The record is from RefSeq and is a predicted model, not a curated record. Bases 165 to 629 code for a protein of 154 amino acids. The transcript has 2 exons.
CCGCGAGCGCGUGUGGUGUGUGCCUUGUGAGCACUGCGGGUUCCCUGGACCCCGCGGCCAGGGCCGCGCCCCGCACCCCAGCUGUCGGGUUACCCACAGUUCGGUUUUCCGCUGUGGCUGAACACAGCGGCUCUGCUCUUGCCAGUCUCCAUCUCACCUCGGGGAUGGGCAAAUGCACACAUCAUGGAUUCUCCGGAUGCUCCAGCCCGCGGACUCCAAUGGGCGCCCGAAGACGCCCCCAGACCCAGCGCGGCGCCUCAAGCACAAGGGACCCUCUCAAGGCAACUUGCCGCGCCGUCAGCGGCCGACUCGCAGACCCAGAGCAGCGAGGUCACGGUGUCCUCGACCUUAGCAGGAAGGACCCCGCGAUGGUUCUGCACGAUUCGCCCACGCGAACAGCGCACCAGGGCCUGAGCGCACAGAGGGCUGCAGCGCGUGGAACUGAGCGGGUCCUGCGGUUCGUGUGCGGCCCUCUUCCCCCCAGCCCACUCACACCCCUGCCCGGUGCGUCCGCGCUCACCUGUCAAUGCGGCGGGUCCUCGGGGCCUGCGCUUUCGACGCGUGGCGCUGAGUGCGGCCGCGGCCAGAGCCGCCGGGGCUCGGCGCGGGGUCAGCGAGACCGAGAGUGACGCUGCGGCCGCGCACUGGGUCGCCCGG